Lolium perenne is the source of this 1465-nucleotide messenger RNA. RefSeq names its product indole-3-pyruvate monooxygenase YUCCA1. The record is from RefSeq and is a predicted model, not a curated record. Gene Ontology annotation, biological process: auxin biosynthetic process. Gene Ontology annotation, molecular function: flavin adenine dinucleotide binding; N,N-dimethylaniline monooxygenase activity; NADP binding. Lineage: Eukaryota; Viridiplantae; Streptophyta; Magnoliopsida; Poales; Poaceae.
UGGUGUGCGCACUCCCCGAGUUCUCGAGCUGGGGAAGCCUGCGAGUCCUCGCCAAAACCCCUAUAAAACCCCUCUUCCACAGUAAAACCACGCCCUCCCUCCCACCUCACAGUUAAACCACACAGAAGCAAGCUCAACCCCAGAGUCCAGGCCCGAUCGAAGCAGGCAAGCUAGGCCAUGGACAAGGAGAAGGAGCGGCGCGCCACGUGGGUCCCCGGCGCCGUCAUCGUCGGUGCGGGUCCCUCGGGGCUCGCCGCGGCGGCGUGCCUGGCGGCCCGUGGCGUGCCGGCCACGGUGCUGGAGAGGUCCGACUCGCUGGCCUUCACGUGGCGCCACCGCAUGUACGACCGCCUGGCGCUCCACCUCCCCAAGCGCUUCUGCGAGCUCCCGCUCCUGCCGUUCCCGGAGGAGUACCCCACGUACCCCAACAGGGACCAGUUCGUGACGUACAUGGAGCGGUACGCGGCGGCGUCGGGGGUCGCGCCGCGCUUCGGGGCCAGCGUCGAGGAGGCCGCCUUCGACACGGUCCUGGGCGCAUGGGCGGUGCGCCUCGCCGGCGGCGAGGUGCUGAUGGCCAGGUGGCUCGUGGUGGCGACGGGCGAGAACGCGGAGCCGCACGUCCCGGAUUUCCCCGGCUUGCGGCAGUUCGCCGGGCGCGUGCUGCACACGUGCGAGUACAAGUCCGGGGAGGAGUUCGCCGGGGAGAAGGUGCUGGUGGUGGGGUGCGGGAACUCCGGCAUGGAGGUGAGCCUUGAUUUGUGCCGGUAUGGCGCCAAGCCCUCCAUGGUGGUGCGAAACACGGUGCAUGUGCUGCCGAGGGAGAUGUUGGGUCUCUCCACAUUCGGCAUCGCCAUGGCUCUGCUCAAGUGGCUGCCGGUCCAGCUCGUCGACCGGUUCAUCCUGGCGGCGGCUCACCUGACCCUCGGCAACACGAGCCAGAUCGGGCUUAGACGACCAAAGACGGGGCCCAUCGAGCUCAAGAACCUCACCGGCAGGACCCCUGUGCUGGACGUUGGGACGCUAGACCACAUCAAAUCAGGCAAAAUUAAGGUGGUAGGAGCAGUGAAGGAGGUAACGAGGGUCGGGGCCAGGCUCGCGGACGGCAAGGAGGAGCAGUUCGACGCAAUCAUACUCGCCACGGGCUACAGGAGCAACGUGCCCUCCUGGCUCAAGGAUGGAGGCGAUGUUUUCACGAGAGAAGGCACGCCUAAAACCCCCUUCCCCAACGGCUGGAAAGGGCGGAACGGCCUCUACACCGUCGGCUUCUCGCAGCGAGGACUCCUGGGAGCCUCGUCGGACGCCCUCUCUGUCGCCAGGGAUAUACACUGCCAAUGGAGGGAAAGAGAAAGAGAGUGAUUCGCUAAAUGUGUGCUUGAAGAUAACAUAGCUCUGUCUGUUUUGAUGAAGGAGUAGGAUUUUUGUGAAUAUAAUUAACACCAUGCUUCUUGCCCGUCAGAAGGCACAA